GAUAAACUUAGAGUUAUCUCCCUUCAUGGUGGCGUCGUUGCAUGACUUCCGUAACAACGUCUUUUUCUUCGUAAUGGUUUUCCGAAAUAUAUAGAAAUGAACAGCAAAACAUGAGUAACUUAACUCCAGACACACCAGCGUGUAACUGGGAGUCUGUGGUCUUGGGAAGGGACAACAGGUCAGGUGCUACACCAGAUCUUGGGGCUAGUGGAAACAGUGGAUCACCUUUAUCUACCAGAUGCAGCCUAACUUCAAGAAAACUCCAGUUUGAGUCAGGUUGUACAAACGGAAAUACAGCUGGCACUCCACGCAUCUCAACAGAACCAUGGAGAGACACUCAAGAGUUUUCCCCACCAUUCCAAAACACAACCAACACGCACUUCGUCCUGCCAUCCGGACACCAGCAAAGCCCUCCUCUUCAGCCAUUGCAGACACGGGCCCACGGGUCUGGCUAUCCAAGCAGCUGUAGCAGAGCACCAUUUCAAAAUGAAUACACAGGUUUACGAAAAUAUGACAUGAGUGAACAUAAAUCAGGAAAUGGAUUAAACAAUGAAACCCAUUGUAAACAAGCAAUGUCUAGAUGUCUUGAAGCAUCUGGUCCCAGCAACAUCAAUGAUAUCAACAGAUGUAUCGUGUAUUCAGCACAGUCCAAGGAUCUGACUCCGAUCAGCAAUAUGCUGAAGUCGUGCCAAGUGUUUCAUCCACUGGACGCAGUUCCAAAGACGCCUAGGUCAUCCCCCGUGAAGGGACCAGUACGGUCGUUAAUGGACGGUGGGGAUGCAUUGGAUGUGAGGGGCCUGGCUUCCCGGUUGUCCAAGAUGCAGUCGGAGUCCAGUAUGCGAGAUGCACUGCAGGAGUACAUCCACACACACGUUCCUUCUGUUGAAGGUGCAGUGGACUCGCUGAUUGAGGACACGGUCCAGCAGAUUGCUACUGUUAGUCUGCGAGACAGGAAUCCUAGGAGGUGUGUCUCUGGCAUUACAGCAACACGAGACUGGCUGAAGCUUCAAAAUGGCUGUGGAGUAGGCGCCUCUCCUUCCAGAAGCAAUAACCACGGAAAGCCACAGCCAACGAGUCCCCAUUGGGUUCACUCAAAGUCCUUAAGUCCAAACCAAAAGAACUUAAUGUCACCAAAUCAUCACCAAACAGCUUUAUCUUCAUCCGUUCCAAAUCAAUCGGGAUUAGGUUCGGGGAAUCAGAACUGGCAGAUCACACAAUCCUAUCCCAAUGGUUCGCGCGUCUAUGUUAACCUACCGUCAACAAGUUCGAGUCGGGAUGAUUUCAAUCGGCGACAGGUAUGUCAGAUUCUAGGCGUGUCAUCAUCAGAGAUGGUUGAGUUGGACAGCAUGAGUCUACAUCGGCGAAAUGAGUACACGCUCCCGGGAUGCAACGAUGACAACCAGAAGGUGACGGAGGUGUACGACAUCAGCGGCGAGGUACUCUACACCGACUACGUGUCUCCAGAAGAACGCCGAUACGAACAUUACCUAUCAAAGACGUGCCACAGGUCAAAGAGGAAGUUCCAGGAUGUUGACAACAUGGAUGGACAUUGGGGGAAGAGGAAGAUGUCUUUUGUGAGGGAAGAACUCACAGAUUCCCGGCUUAUUAGGUUCAACAAUGGCUCGUGGAAUUAAUUAUCAAAUUAUAUGCUAGUCUGUUAAAUAAACCUUAAACCUUGGAGAAGGGAAUUUCGAAGAAUUUUAUUAGAUAUCCGAAUGCAGAAUUAUAAACUAAUUAAAACUUGAUCAGUAUUCUUGACUUGAAGGAAUGCUUGGACUCUUUCUAAGCACAAAAUCUUUAGUGUUAUGUAUUUGUCAAUAUGAACUGUUAUAAUAUUUUUAUAAUGUAUAUUUUAUGUGAAACUAGUGCUCUAGACACAUUCCACAUUCAGCCUAAUUACAAAUGUAUUGUAUUAAUUUAGAAAGCAUCUGUGACGUGCGCUAUAUCUUUCGAUAAUAAAAUCCAGUACUAUACAAUUAUAA
Molecule: messenger RNA, 1982 nt
Organism: Haliotis rubra (blacklip abalone)
Lineage: Eukaryota; Metazoa; Mollusca; Gastropoda; Lepetellida; Haliotidae
Exons: 3
Coding region: 111-1634 (507 amino acids)
Source: RefSeq, a predicted model, not a curated record